Messenger RNA from Anopheles merus, 8723 nucleotides. It is a transcript of the gene ssh, whose product is annotated as serine-rich adhesin for platelets. Lineage: Eukaryota; Metazoa; Arthropoda; Insecta; Diptera; Culicidae. Gene Ontology annotation, cellular component: cytoplasm. The record is from RefSeq and is a predicted model, not a curated record. The transcript has 8 exons. Gene Ontology annotation, biological process: protein dephosphorylation; actin cytoskeleton organization; negative regulation of actin filament polymerization. Bases 1055 to 6475 code for a protein of 1806 amino acids. Gene Ontology annotation, molecular function: actin binding; protein tyrosine/serine/threonine phosphatase activity.
UGCGGUGCGUACCGAAAGCGCAGAGGGAAAGAGCGAAACGCACACCAAAGUAAAAGGGAGCAGCGGCAGACGUAGAGCGUACGUGCGGAUGCGUGCCAAAGUGGGCCAGCCAGUAUCUUCAGCAAAGGGAACUGUCAAGAUGGCCGUCGCCAGUUAGUGCUGCCGUGUUGCUGUGUGGUAUUGUGUCAAAUGCAACACACCGCCCGAACCAGUGCGGACCACUCGAAGUGAUCAGAAGGGAAAAGCGUUCCUCCCCGUCCCCUUCCGACCCAAUCCCCGCGUGCGCGCGCGCGCGCCUGUGUGCAAGAAAACGGCUGCCGAAGCGACCAGCAGCAGCACCCUAGUCUAGCGUGUGUCUGCGUGUGUGUGUGUUUUUUUGUGGUGCCCUGCCCCCUGGUCAAUCCCCCAGGCAUACGGAGUGAAAAGAAGAAGAAGAAGAAGUAGAAGAAGCAGUAGUGCAGCGCGCUACAAGUCGCUACAGUGUUGUAUUUUGUGUAUUUUUGUUGUUGUUAGUGUACUUGUGUGCGUGUUUGUGUGCGUGAUGUGUUGUGCGUGUGCCGUAGCUGCUGCUGCGGCCGCUAGGAAUCCUGCCCGGGGAAGCGCAAGGCGGGAAACAGGGCGGCAGACGAACGUUUGGCAAAGACGCUCCAACCUCAGCGAGUAAACAACUCCUCCGCGAUCAACAACAACAACAACAACAAAAAAACGCCAAACCAAAGUCGCCGUUUUGUCCACACUCAACCGCAUCGAACGAACCGGCUCCAAAAACCUGCCAACCCCCAAGCACUACUGUCCCCCAGAGCCUGUCCCCUGUCCCGCAAAAGCAAAAGGGACACCGGCAGUCAACACCGCAUGCACGGGGAAGUGUGUUAAAACAGAAAAAAAAAACGGAAACGGCCGACCAGAGACAACUGAAAAAAGACUCACACACGGCCGAGAUCCCUCCCUGGGCACUCAUAGAACGAGUAAAAGAGAGAGAGCGAGAGCGCGAGCUUGUACGCGUGACUGUGUUUUAGGUGUGUGCGUAGACGGGGCGACACGGGGAGAGGCGCGCAUGGUGGUGCUGAUGGCAUUGGUCACAAGCCCGAUCAGCAGCAGCGGCAGCAGCCCCAUCAACAACAGCAGCAACCAAGACGGCACCAAUAAUACGGACAAGAAAUCAGCGCGCGAUGAAGAGACACAAUCGAAAGUAAUCCGAGGCCGCAGCGGAUGCCCGAAGUUCAGCACCAGCCAAGGGACCAUCGCCUUGAUGCUUGGGUCAGGCGAGCAUCUUCGUGCCUCGUGCGAGGAUCAACUCACGGCUACCAACAUCACCGCCGCUGCUGUCGAUCCGGCCGUCGACAACGCCGACAGCGGCGGCAGCAGCAGAAGCAGCAGCGCCGCGAAUGACGAUGCACCGGCAACGAGCAAUGGGGCCGACGGUGGCGGCAUCGGCACGGCGGACACCGGCGAGGGCAAGGUGGAAGGCAGAGCGCCCAGCCGACCGGCGUCCUCGUGCAGCAGCGGCAGCAGCUCGUCCUCCUCCGACAUUCAGCAGCACCUGCAGUCCAUGACCUGCCUGCUCCGGCCGGAAGAAACGCUCAAGAUGGCGGUGAAGCUGGAAUCGUUGCGGACGGGUCGCACCCGAUACUUGGUGGUGGUGUCGCGCACCGUCACCAGCAAGCGCCAUAGCACCGCCGGCACCACGCCGUACCAUGGGGCGAGCGGUGGCACCAGUUCCUCGAUCGGUAGCAACGCCGCCUCCUCCUCCACCUUGCAAAUGGUCGCGGCGGCGGCGGCGGCGGCGACACCACCCGCCACGUAUGCCACAGUUGCGUCCCAGCAGUUCGGUCGCGUCAGCUCGACUGUGCCGUCUGGGCAACAGCAACAACACUUGCGCCACAGCGGUAGCAGCAGCAGCAGCAGCGAAACGUUUAACGGCAGCGACACGUACGUGUCCAGCCUAGACAACUGCGUCCUGAGCGUUGGCUGCUCUGCCGGUGGCGGUCGGCUACCGCCCACCGGUGGCAACGCAGCGCCAACGUGCAGAAGCGAUCAAUGUGAUAGUAAAGCUAAUAGUAGGUUAAUCAGUAGCACGGUAAGCGUGGACGCGGUAACGUCGCCAGAUUACGUCGGUGUGCCGUUCGCUUCCCCGAGCGGUGUUGUGGACGAUGUGACGACGAUCGGCGGCGAUAGGCGAAGCUGCGCGAUCGAUUCGACGUGCUUGUACGAGCCCGGUGAGCAGCAGCUGCAUCCAGCCAGCAGCAGCACCAGUGCCAUCCCCGUGGAAGGAGGGAAAAAGCUCGAAGAGUCCUGCCUGCUCGGCAUCGACUGCAACGAGCGGACGACGGUUGGCUUGGUGCUGAAGGUGCUCGCUGACACAUCCAUACGGUUAGACGGUGACGGUGGCUUUAGCGUUAGCUCCUGUGGCAAGCAGCACAUCUUUAAGCCGGUGUCGGUACAGGCGAUGUGGUCGGCGCUGCAAACCCUGCACAAGGCCUCGUUUAAGGCGCGCGAGCACAACUUCUUUGCCGGCGGCCCGUCCCACGACUGGGUGGCGUACUACGAGGCGCACAUCGACUCGGACCGCUCCUGUCUGAACGAGUGGAACGCGAUGGAUUCGCUCGAAAGCCGCCGCCCGCCGUCGCCUGGCUCGAUACGCAACAAACCGACCGAACGAGAGGAAACGGAAAGUGUGAUACGCUCGAAGCUGAAGGAGGUGAUGAUGUCGGUCGAUCUGGACGACGUGACGUCCAAGUUCAUCCGUGGCCGGCUCGAGGAGCUGCUCGAUAUGGAUCUGGGCGAGUACAAACCGUUCAUCGACGCGGAGAUGCUCGUCAUCCUGGGCCAGAUGGACGCACCGACCGAGAUCUUCGACCACGUCUAUCUCGGCUCGGAGUGGAACGCCAGCAAUCUGGAGGAGCUGCAGCGUAACGGCGUCCAUCACAUACUGAACGUGACGCGCGAGAUCGACAACUUCUUCCCCGGGCUGUUCCACUACUGCAACGUGCGCGUGUACGACGACGAGAAGACGGACCUGCUGCGGCACUGGGACAACACGUUCAAGUUCAUCUCGCGCGCCAAGAUGGAGGGCUCGAAGGUGCUGGUGCACUGCAAGAUGGGCAUCAGCCGGUCCGCGUCGGUCGUUAUUGCGUACGCGAUGAAGGCGAACGGGUGGGACUUUGGACAGGCGCUGCAGCACGUAAAGGAGAAGCGGAGCUGCAUCAAGCCGAACAAGAACUUUCUGAUGCAGCUGGAAACGUACCAGGGCAUGCUGGAUGCGAUGAAGAACAAGGAGAAGCUGCAGCGCAGCAAGAGCGAAACCAACCUGAAGCUGACCGGCGCGAAGGAGGGCCGCUCGCUGCCCGGCAGCGAACCGACGCCCCUGAUACAGGCGCUCAACGGGGCGAGCAGCGGUGGUGGUGGUAGUGGCGGCGGUAAAAAGCACACCUCCUUCCCGAUCGUGCACGCGCUGGGGAAAGAGGCAGCCGCUGCGGCGGAGAAGGCAGCAGCUGCGCCAGAGGAGGACCCGAGCGCCGACGGCGUGGAUGAAGGUGAUGCCGGCCCGUGCCGGGGUCGAACGCGCACACGACAGCUGAAGGUGGGAGCAUUCGGGCAGCAGCCAGACCAUCGGCAGGGCGAGCCGACGUCCCAUCCCGUGCCCUUGGGAGCGGCAGCGUCCGCCAGCAGCAGCAGCCCGCCCGGCCCGGCCUCGACAGCGAAGGCGGCGGCGAAAUGUUUGGCCAACCUGUACCUCCCGCAGGGCCCGUACAAACCGUGGAGCGCCUGCGACGGGCGGAUCUGUACGCGGGCGGCGGGUGCGCUGAAGCGCCACAAAAGCCUGUCGCCCGAAUCGCUCAAUCCACGCUGGCCGGACGAUGCGGAGUUUGCCGGCUCGUCGCUAGCGUAUGCGGAGCAGCCGUUUGCGGACGCGAGUAAGGCGUCGCGCACCCGCACCAUGCUCGAGCUGGACAGUGCGGGCGACGCGGGCGGACCGGCCUCGGCGUCCGGGCGGCGCAAGCAGCAGAGCUACUCGCUCGAGCACCUGCACGGCGGGGCGCUCGAGAUGCGGUCGCCGUGCACGCCCGAGACGAAGACGAUAAGGAUGCCGUGCGGCAACGGGCAGAACUACAGCGUGUCGCCGAACCAGAUAGUGCACUUGCAGGACAAGAUGCCGUCGCGGUCGGUGCGCCAGCCCGGUACCUCCGUGAAGCCUGCCCUUGCCGGCAGCACCACCACGCCGAAUCGAACGGACAGCUUGCUGCGGAAACUGUUCCCCGCCGGCAGCAGCAGCCACGUGGGAGCCGGCCAGGAAGCUGCCGCCGGAUCCUCGCCAGUGCAGUCACUUACUACAACAGUGCCAUCCAACAACACCACCACUAGCAGCAGCAGCAGCAGCAGCAGCAGUAGCGUCAUCCCCUUGUCGUCGUCUGCGUCUACUGCCUCGUUGCCGGUGUCCACGGUCAAAACAAUCGUCAGCGAGCUGGAGUGUAACAGCGGUAGCGCCAACAUACCGAUCGCGCCGCCACCGCUGCUGACGGACCCGGGCGCCGCACUGGCGGUCAGCGUCCCGAUACCGAUCGCUUCCGUGGCGGCGGAGGCUGCAGCAGUCGCCGUUGCCUCGGCAAUACGCGAAGCGUCACGCAAGAACGUCGUGCUGGACGGUGGUGCGGAUACGCCGCUCACAGCUGCAGCGGACGCGAACAGUUCCGCCCAGUGGGAUCCGGGAGAAGCGAUCGCGCCGUCGGCCGGUGAGAUUAAGACCGCCGAACCACCCCCGAUCUGCUGGACGUCGUCCGCGCAAAUCAUACAGCAGUGCAGUGGGACGGCAGCGUUCGUGGAGCCGGUCGAGCCGGCAAGCAGCAGCAGUGUGGAGGUCUGCGGAGCAGCGGAGCCCGUGGCGGAGCAGCAGGGCGUUAUGCGCCAAUGCUCCUGGAGCAGCUGCGACUCCAGCUGUGCCGGCAUCGUGGACGGUCCCUUCGUCGCCUGCUUCGGCCAGCGGUGCGUACCCGCCGGCGGUGGGGCUGCCCGAAGCGGCAGUGCGCCGCCCCCGAUCGAGGAGAAGGAAGACAUCCCCUGGCACCCGGGCACGGUGAAACGCACGAAGAAACGCAUCGAAGAGCGUGGCUCGAACGCGGCAGCAGCGACUAGCAGCAGCAGCAGCAGCAGCACGUUGAAAUGGACCGGCCCGGCCUCGGAAAAGGUUCCAGCCCCGGUCGGGCACGAACCGGCGCACAACCUCCCAUCGGCCGAUCCCCUCCACCUGCCAACGAACCGUGCCCGUCAGGGCAUGGUUUCAUCGAACUACGCUCGCCUUUCCGCCUCGGCGCCCGACUCCUACAACAUGUACGCCGGCAGCCGAGCGGGUUCAACCAGCGGGCCGGCCCUGGACCCAGCGCCGGCCGCCAAACGCCAAACCAAGCUGAACCAGCAGCAUUCGUUCGCGGCUGCGGUCAACCUGCUGGCGCGGACGGGCGAACCGGGCGCUGCCGCACCGUACUGCUUGCGGGUGAACGUGCGCGGCAGCACGGCCACCCGGCAGCCGCAGAAGCCGGAGGAGGCCGCGGACGAGGAGGAUGCGUUCAGUGCGGGCAAGGUGCGCAAUCUGAAGAUGAACUUCGAGGCGAAAUCGAACGAUCGGCGCACGGGCCAGAAAAAGGUACGAUCGCUGCCGUCCUCCCCAGUCGCCGUGCACGUGUCGAUGGGCGGCCAGCCGAAGCAGCAGCAGCUCCACCAACCCAUCGCCACCACGGCCACACCGCCCAGCACGGUGGCCGCGUCCAGCCCAGCGAAACCGCUGCCCGAAGACGUGACGGUGCGCGACCUGGUCGAUCGGUACGAGGUGCACGGGCCGCGCAUGCGGCCCACCGGCAGCAACUCGCUGUCCCGCGCCCAGCGGCCCCGGUCCGUGUUCGAGCCGCUCAAGCAGGGCGGCAAAGCGUGCGUGCAGGCGCCGGGCCCGCUGACACACUCCACGUCACAGCUGCGGCUCGACGAAACGAUGCGCCCGCCGGUGCCGCCGAUCGUGCGCGGCUUGGUCAUACCGGCGCACGGUGCGGGCGGCGCCAGUUCGACCCACUGCAGCAACAACAAUAGCAGCAGCAGCACCACAACCACCGGCAACAGUCACACGUACAUCGGCGCCGGGCCCAGUAUUAGUACCAGCAGUAACGUCCGGAACAACAACAACAACAACAACGCACGCUCGGCCGUGUCGCAGCAGGGUGCGGGCGGCAGUGCAGCCGAAGGAAGGGGAGUGGCGCUCAGUACGGUAGGGGGCGGCAAGCGCAUGCAGCAGCAUGGCCGGACGCACCCGCUCGCGAAGAUUAGUCCGGGCGCGCGGCAUCACCACCAUCAUCACAUCGUGCAUCACCACUACACGGUCGGGCCGCUGCAGCAGCAUCGGCACAUGGGUGCGGCCCCGGGACCGCCCGUGUCCGGCACGACGGGACCGGCCGCGACAACGGUCACCGCCAACGCGUACAACACGAUGUGAGCACAAGACCGGAGAGAGAGAGAGGAUAGCGAUGCUUUCUUUCUUUCUUUUUUUUUAAUACGCCGCGUAACUCCCAAAACCACACGGAGCUUCGUAGUGAUAGUGAACGAUGCGCCCGUUGCGUUCUAUAUCUUUUUUAAAAUUACUUUUUGAACGAUUUUUGUCAUGUUCAUCGAUUUCCGGUCAGUUUAGUGAGACGAGGGCCACGAUAGGAGAGGAGACGGUCACUAUUAGGUAGCCUGAGCGAUAUCGUGCGAAAGAGUUGGGGAGCCUGAGGGAGUGUAGAGCAUGAGCCGGCAGAGUGCCCAAGAGCCGCGUAUUUAUUUUAUAACGCUUUAUGCAUCGUGCGUCCAAAUUGAUUCGUAUAUAUAUAUAUUUUUUUGGUUUUGCUCCAUAUUCUAGAAUGUUGAGCCUUCAUCAUGCUGCGCGUGUGUGAGUAUGUUUGAUGCUGUAAUUAUGAUUAAUGUAGCUCCAUUUGUCACGCUGUAUACUCGAUGCCUCUCUUUGCCUUUCUCUCUUUCUCUCUCUCCCUCUCUCUCUCUCUCUUACUUUCUUUCUCUCUUUCAUACUUACACAUACGCAUACAUUGUGUUAUAUUUUUAUUGAGUCUUUCUUUUUUCUCAGACAAAAUUGUGUCUAUUUUAGUAGUACGCCCCCUUUCCCAGUAAGGAUAACAGAUGCGUUUACGUUAACGGUGCAAUAGUUGCAGAACAGUGGUGAAGUUAAUUUAAAGACAGAAUCAAGCCAAACACAGCCACAGGUCACUCGAAAACAAUGGCGUGGCAUUGUAACACUCCCGUCACAAUAGUUAGGUCCUGCGCGCGUCGUCGAUGUUAUGCGUUUAGUGAUGCAUGGUUGCAUUUAUGUUAUUUUUUGUUUAUUAUUUUUAAAUUUUAUUUCUUUUUUUUUCACAUACACACGCACUGUAAAGCUCUCCUCCGCCGUUCGUCUGUGUCAUUCAGUUAGCAUUGCCUCCUUCCUCUGUGUUUUUUAAAUCCCGGUUCUCUACUCUGUUCGCACACUGGGGGGUUUUCUCUGUCCGUUAUUCGUUCUUGGCUUAACUAUUGAACCGAUACGCUAAUGCUGUGCUAGUAAUGAUGAUUGUCGAAUUUACACACACACCCGCACACAUCGUGGGGAUCUUGUGCUGGGUCUCCGAACUCCCGACACCAGCAUGAAAGGGACGUCCAAUUUAUAAUUAACUGAUGAUGAUUUAAUAUUUAAAACCGACUGCAAUCGCUUUGCUUCCGCCAGGUCAUAAUUCUGAGUCUGAUUUUGGGCCGCGAGCCGCGCAAAUGCAAACAGCCUAGACAAUAUACGCAAUGCUUGAAUAGUGUGCGCACUGCUAGAAGAUACAUAAACGUUACGUAUUUUUAUUUUAGUUGGUUUGUUUUUUUUUGUUCAUUUAAUUGAAUUAUAUCUUUCAUAGCACACGCCUUUCUGCCUCUCUAAAAGUCUUGAAACGUCCUAGUCAAACGAAAAACAAACAAACAAAGAAUGCAAACACACACACACACACAUCCAAAAAAACCGAACCAAAAACUUUGCCUUUGUUUGGCGUACAUACAUUUAAUUUCGCAAUCCGUUAAAAUCAUUCCAGUCAAUCUAUUGCAAAACAUUUGUUUUACCUUAAUUCCUUCCCACUGCUUUGUGUCUAGCCAGUAGUAACCGGUACUGCACUUUCUUUGUCCGGUUUUUGGUUGUUGUUUUUUUGGUUUUGUGUGUCUGGUGAUCUACUUUGUUCUGUCGCGUGUGUUUCCUCCUUUACCCUUUUCUUUCGCACAAAAAGCAGCAACGCGCAUCGCAAGAUCGGGGAGAAGAAAACAGCGCAUCCAUUUAGGUUUGGUAGCCUCAUUUGGUAGCCUUUUUAAAAGAAAAAAAAAAUCGGAACUCACGCUGAGUGCUGCCCCUUCCGGCUAGGUUAGUAAAUACGUUAGUUAUACGGUUUUUUUUUGUUCUAGCUUAAUCAGCAGUGAAAGAAAACAAACACUACAAUACGCUCUAUACUGCAUUUUCCAAUCACACUGCAAGUUUGCUUGUUGCCUUUAGUGAUAGUGAUUUAGGGAUCUUUUUUUAAUAUUUUUAUACCAGUAUAUGUCAAACUAUUGUUCGUGUGUGUGUGUGUGUGUUUGUGUGCGUAUUUGUGUGCAUAUACUCGUCCCUUGUACAUAUGCUAGGCUAGAGUUGGAAGAAGAGCGUGAAUCGAAAUCGAAAUAACGAUAAGGCUACUCAACCUUUCACCUUGUAA